Messenger RNA from Acanthosepion pharaonis, 1104 nucleotides. The record is from the annotation of a GenBank genome assembly. NCBI's taxonomy places the organism in Eukaryota, Metazoa, Mollusca, Cephalopoda, Sepiida, Sepiidae.
AUGCGUAUAUUUACCACUAAUAUUAUCAAUUAUCUAUCUAUCUAUCUAUCUAUCUAUCUAUCUAUCUAUCUAUCUAUCUAUCUAUAUAUAUAUAUAUAUAUAUAUCAUUAUCUUACUCUUCUCAUACAUCUAUUUCUAUCAGUAUUUUCUGAUCUAUCUAUCUAUCUAUCUAUCUAUCUAUCUAUCUCACUUCAACCUUUUCUUAUUUAUCUUAAUUUUUCAUAUCUGUUUAUAUCAGUCUUUCAUAUCUAUCUAUCUAUCUAUCUAUCUAUCUAUCUAUCUAUCUAUCUAUCUAUCUAUCUAUCUCUCACACGCACACAAAGACACAGACACAUGCACAGGCACACAAAUAUAUAUAUAUAUAUAUUCAGUAAAUCUGUCAUUCUUUCUUUCCGUUUUAGUAUUUAUAUAGUUAUCUUACUCUGCUCAUAUAUCUACUUCUGUCAGUAUUUUCCUAUCUAUCUAUCUAUUUAUCUAUCUAUCUAUCUAUCUAUCUAUCUAUCUAUCUAUCUAUCUAUCUUUUUCAGUUUCUUCAUAUCUAUCUAUCUAUCUAUCUAUCUAUCUAUCUAUCUAUCUAUCUAUCUAUCAUUUCAACCUUUAAUAAUUUAUCUUAAUUUUUCAUAUCUAUUUAUCCUAGUCUUUUCAUAUCUGUCUCUCACACGCACACAAAGACACAGACACACAUCCACACACACACAUCUAUCUAUCUAUCUAUCUAUCUAUCUAUCUAUCUAUCUAUCUAUCUAUCUCAGUUUUUUUCAUAUCUAUCUAUCUAUCUAUCUAUCUAUCUAUCUAUCUAUCUAUCUAUCUCAGUUUUUUCAUAUCUAUCUAUCUAUCUAUCUAUCUAUCUAUCUAUCUAUCUAUCUAUCAUUUCAACCUUUACUAAUUUAUCUUAAUUUUUCAUAUCUAUUUAUCCUAGUCUUUUCAUAUCUGUCUCUCACACGCACACAAAGACACAAACAGACACACAUCCACACACACACAUCUAUCUAUCUAUCUAUCUAUCUAUCUAUCUAUCUAUCUAUCUAUCUAUCUAUCUAUCUAUCUAUCUAUCUCAGUUCAUACGAAGGAAAUGAAAAUGUCAAUUUCCCUAAAUAUGUAUAG